AUAUAUAAAGAAUAAAAACCUAAACGUUAGUAUAGCCUACGCUUAUUGCAAGAUGCAGACGUUUCUGAGGUUCCUUUUGGUCGCCUUGUUUUGCUCCUUGAGAUACGGUCUCGUGGUAACACAAAGCAAUUGCAGUUGUGGCUUCGGGAAGCAGGGAAACGUUGGCAAUGUGAACGGGUUCCCCAUGAUGGCGGCCCUGUUGGACCUGCAGAGCUACAAGAUCAAGUGCGGCGGUGUCAUCAUUGACAAGCGGUACGUGCUCACCGCCGCGCAUUGUCUCGGCGGGCAGACGCCGAGCACACUGGCCGUAGCCGUCGGGGAGAACGACGUCAAUACGCCAUUUAACACCUCGGCCGCAGCAUUUCACCGUAUAGAGCAGUUCAUUAUACAUCCGCUGUACUCGAGCUUAAACUACGACUAUGAUAUAGCGUUACUACGGUUGAAUAAAAGCCUCGAGUUCAGCCAUAGAGUGGGACCAGUCUGCUUACCCUUCAAGUUCAAGAAUACAACCAUGCCUGGAUCGAAUCUGACUAUUCUUGGUUGGGGAACUCAGGAUGUCUCCGGUGGACCCACAUUCAAUGUAUUGAGGAAGGUUUAUGGUCACAUGAUCGAACAAGAUGCGUGCCGUGUGAACGUACCCUCGCUGACCAACACACAAUUCUGCACCAACACACCAGGAGACGAUGCGUGUCAGUUUGGAUUCGGCGGCCCGCUGCUGUACGCUGACAAAGAGACAGGCGCAUUUUUCAACAUCGGCAUCUUCAGCUCCGGCCACGUCUGUGCUAACAACGACCAGCCCGGCGUCAACACGCGCGUGCCCCCGCUGCUCGACUGGAUCGUCGUGAACUCGCCCGACGCUGAUUACUGUCCUUUACAAUAAUAGCGUGUUUUAUUUUUGUCAUACAGUAUGUUUAUGAUGGCCAAUAAAGAACUUUUCAUUUUAUUCAUUUCAUUAUUUUCAUCUCCUACGCUUACUGCAUAGUUUAUACCCGUUAUAUUUUUUUUAUCUUUGGAGGAAUACAGCAUGGGUUUCUUCAAAAGAAACAUAGAGUCGUUUUGAUGAUUCGACGACGCCUAUGUGAUGCUCCUGAAGCUGCAAGCGUCCAUAGACCAUGGUGACCGCUUACCAUUAGGUAGACCGUGUAUUUUUAGACAUUUUAAU
This is a messenger RNA of Chilo suppressalis (striped riceborer), 1162 nucleotides long. Lineage: Eukaryota; Metazoa; Arthropoda; Insecta; Lepidoptera; Crambidae. The record is from the annotation of a GenBank genome assembly.